UUUCGGCGCCAUUUUUUGUCUGGCAGAUUAGAGUGUGUGAAAAAUGAAUUGGAAAACUCUCCCAGCCCAACCUUUCAACGAUCGAGCCGUCAGAAUAAUGCAUACUAUGAUGGUGAAAGCAACCCUUGACUUGCCACCAUGCUUCUAUGGGGACCAUCGUGAUGCGCUUAAUAUGAUGACAUAUCGCAGGAAUAUGAAACAAGAAUUGGAGGAAUAUUGUUCGUGCGACUGGAUGAGGUAUCGCCUAAAUGAAAGUUUGGCAAAUAAGAACAAAAUGAUGCCUUUGCUGAUAGACAUCCUGCAGUCUUGCAUUGAAUUCACCCAUCUCAACCUAAUGAUGCGGCAAGUCUCCCUUAGCGAUAUGGCCAGCCUUGAAUCAAACAUGAAGACAUUCCGCAGGCACAUUAUGAUGACUCCUUUGUAUAAGGAGGAGCUGCAGAAGCAGCUGCAGCAGCAGCAGCGCAAAAUAAAUGUGUGCAUCUUCACGGGGCUGGCCAUUGCAGUGAUGGUUGGACUCUUGGCAUAUAUAUUCAUGUCAUUCAAAUAAUGCAUUUCCCUUUAUUUGUAAUCAAAUGCCCCCAAAGAGGAAACCCCAACAAAUAGUUACCGAAGAAAAGUUACCCUAAACGAACAUACAUAUAUGAGAAGAAAUGAAACAGCAAGCUUACAAAACGUACCUGGAAUGAAAUCCACUGAAAAGAGUUGACGGUUAAUGAUCAAAUAAAUGCGACCUCAAGUUUCCUUGUAUGAAUUUAGGCUUGUGUGUUAAUUGACGAGUGCGUUCAUUUUAGAAGAAGAAUUGUAUACGUUCCAAUAAAGA
Drosophila guanche is the source of this 820-nucleotide messenger RNA. RefSeq lists its product as uncharacterized. The transcript is spliced from 2 exons. NCBI's taxonomy places the organism in Eukaryota, Metazoa, Arthropoda, Insecta, Diptera, Drosophilidae. The record is from RefSeq and is a predicted model, not a curated record. Bases 44 to 547 code for a protein of 167 amino acids.